GAUCGCGACCAGAUUGCCUGCGCGGCAACGGCGGGGCGACUCCACCUGUUCGAGAACCUCGCGAGAAGUACGCGAGAAAGUUUAUCCAGUCCAUCCAGACUGAGGGAGAAAAAGAAAGAAGAGCGAACGAAAGGAGGUGGAAAGAAACGACAUUACUUUCUUUUUUUACCUUUCUUUCUUCUUUUUUUCCGAUUCGAUUGGCUCGCAAUACGGUUUCCAACCGGAACCUGAUUGGUUGGCAUGUGACGCGAGAUGUGGCGUAGCGUGGCUGGCUGAGGCGACGAGGCCCGACUGUCGCCGCACACGUGUUCGAAGCCAGCGGCAGGUGUAGGCGAGUCUUUAGACGGCACCUCUUCGACACCGACACACGAUCGUUUGGCGUUCGGAUACACCACUUUCGAAAUGCUGCCUUUGAUACUUAUUGCUGCCUUCGCCUCGGCCUGUUCGGCCACCACGGUGGACGAGGUGAACGACUACGUGGACGUGGUCCUCAGCGAACUGGGCCAACAAAUCCAGACGCCGUACAGGCCCAAGGACAGCUACAACAAGACGGUGGCCGGCAGGCCCGAGAUCUGGGCCUACUUCGGCGACAUCUUCAUCACCGGCUACAACAAGCUGGAACGCGACGGCAACUGCGCGCACGAGGAGCACGCGCUCGCCACCGGCAUCACGAUCCGCUGCAACCUGACCACCAAGGAGCUGCGCGUCGACGUCACGGGCACGCUGAAGCACUCGACGUACCCGCCGAGAAACGUGCGCGCCACCGGGGUGUUUCUCAACCCGCAUCUGCUCAUGAAGAUCGCCGUGGAGCCCUGGAAGGAGAUGAAUGUCACGCUGCGGCUCCGGCUCACGGUGCCUCAGGUCAAGGUCGUGAACCUGGGCGAAGAGUUCAAGUUCAACAGCAUACGGCUCGGGUACCGGGACGAGAUCAUCUCCAUCAUCAGGAGCUCGACGCCCGAUCUCGAGCAAGACAUGAAGAAGGCGGCCGACAGCGAAAUCAUUCCGUACAAGAGGAAAUGAACGCGCGCCCCACCCACUCAUUCUACUGUUGCGAAGAGCGUCGCCAUUCACACAUGCCUUUUACACUGCAGUCACCGAAUCAUCGCACGUUCUCGAGCGCCUCGAAACUCGCCCGGAGGGAGCUCGCCAAGUCGUGGCGCCUGUUGGCUGCAGUAACGAAAACUGUGCUUUGGAGUGAACGUGUCUUGCAUCGCGAAUGACUGCGGUGAGCUCGGAAUGGGCAGAGGUACCUGCGAAGAACAGGCGAACAUGUUGGUUGCGCGGUAGUUCACACGUUUCUGCCUCCGCUUCGAGAACUCACGAGUACGUACAUCUCGAUAGAUGUUUCACGCAUGGGUUUCGGCGGCGAUUGUUGUGCCAAGUACGUGCCUAAUGUGCAAGCCGCAUAGUGUUCGCGCUCAAAAGUGAUCGCGAGCUUCUGUGCAGCGUGGUGCACGAACUUUGCUAGCACGUCUAAUAAAGAAAUGCCCGUUCGCGAGUUAUGGCUUCUGCGCAGCGAUGUUCACAGCAUGAACUGGUGUCGCCACACUGUGACGUAGUAAUAUUUUAAGCAGUCCUGCACAUCUUAGCUGAUGCUGCGAGUAAUUGUGAAGCUAUCUUGUAAAAUUCUUCUGGAAGGGCCUUUCUGAACUUCUCUUUAAGUCCUCUUUAAGUGAUCUUUUU
Dermacentor silvarum is the source of this 1683-nucleotide messenger RNA. RefSeq lists its product as uncharacterized. NCBI's taxonomy places the organism in Eukaryota, Metazoa, Arthropoda, Arachnida, Ixodida, Ixodidae. Bases 403 to 1020 code for a protein of 205 amino acids. The record is from RefSeq and is a predicted model, not a curated record. The transcript is spliced from 3 exons.